UUGCCCCUCCACUGACAAGUGGCUUCCUCUCACAAGGAGUCUGCUCUGCCCAAUUCCCACCAUGAGUGCUGAGCUCAAUGUGCCGGUGGACCCGUCCACCCCCGCGUGCACGGAGCCAGGCCACAAGGGCAUGGACUACCGGGACUGGGUGCGCCGCAGCUACCUGGAGCUGGUCACCUCCAACCACCACUCAGUGCAGGCGCUGUCCUGGAGGAAGCUGUACCUGAGCAGGGCCAAGCUGAAGGCCUCCAGCCGCACCUCCGCCCUCCUCUCCGGCUUCGCCAUGGUUGCCAUGGUGGAGGUGCAGCUGGAGACGCAGUACCAGUACCCACAGCCGCUGCUCGUGGCCUUCAGCGCCUGCACCACGGUGCUGGUAGCCGUGCAUCUGUUCGCACUCCUCAUCAGCACGUGCAUCCUGCCCAAUGUGGAGGCUGUGAGCAACAUCCACAACCUCAACUCCAUCAGCGAGUCGCCACACGAGCGCAUGCACCCCUACAUUGAGCUGGCCUGGGGCUUCUCCACUGUGCUGGGCAUCCUGCUCUUCCUGGCUGAAGUUGUGUUGCUCUGCUGGAUCAAAUUCCUGCCAGUGGAUGCACGGCGCUCACCAGGCUCUGGUAGCCAUGCCGGCUGGCAGGCCGCCCUGGUGUCCACCAUCAUCAUGGUGCCAGUGGGGCUCAUCUUCGUGGUCUUCACCAUCCACUUCUACCGCUCGCUGGUGCGCCACAAGACCGAACGCCACAACCGUGAGAUCGAGGAGCUGCACAAGCUCAAGGUGCAGCUGGACGGGCAGGAGCGCAGCCUGCAGGUGGUGUGAGCCCUGGCUAGCUGGCUCAGGAGCCCAGUCAAGCUAAACAGCCUUCCUGUUGCUAAGUGGCCAGCGUCAUCACCAAUGGCUGCUAAGCAGCCUAGGUUUGGUUGCUAGGCAGUCAGUAUGCACACCUCCAGAUAGCUCCAGACCAAAGUUCACCAUCUCAGAGCCCAGCCUGGGUUGGCUCUCACCACCCAGCUGCCAGGUCACCAGGACACUGCCUCUGAGUGCUUGGCAGGCUUCCUGGGGCCGGUGGGGCCUGUCCCAGAGAUAGAGCCUACAGGCCACAGGAUGGGGAGCCAAGUGGUUUCCAGGCCACCCCCUGCAGCAGGGUGCUUCCCAGCCUGGCCAGGGCGUUGGAGGGGAUGCCAGGACCUGCAGGGGCCCCGCUGGGUGUGAGCCUGGCCCUGGCCAGUCGACGUCCACUCAAGGAGGCUCACUGGCGCCCUACAGGGCAUCCAUCCACCUCUGAGCCCACAACCACCCUCCUGGGCCAAAGCCGAAGCAAGCCUGGGUCAUCCUGUGUGAGCACAGCUAGGUACGACACCUGGUCCACAGGCGGAAGCUCCACUGCAAGGCAUCAGAGGCCCAGGGAAGAUGCCGGCAGCAGGAGAUGCCACCUGACACCAGCCGUGGUUCUCCCAGCCUUCCCUUUGCCCAAGCAUGGGGCAGAUGACUCCGUGGGGACAGGGGGGACCUGGGAUAGGGGACCAAUCAUGUAGCAGCCCCAGCCUGUGCAAAGGGCAGGCUGGCCUGGAGAUGCCAACUACAGGCCAGAAAUCCCAUCUCUGGGGGUGUAACCUCAUUUUGCAGCGUUCUGAUGAGGGAGCCAUGCACAUGGGCCAGCGCCUGGACUUGCCCUAGUUUCCUGAGUGGCCCUUUUGGUGCAAAGCAGCUCCUAGGCAGCGUGGAUGGCGCCGCAGCCUCGCAGUCUGCAUUUCACACUUCAAGUGUGGUGCGGGAAGCUGCAGGGGCAGGUGUGAGCGUCGUUUAGGAGGGUUGGGAGCUGGUGGGCUGGGACUCAACUGCAGCCAACCCCUAUCUGUGCUGCGGGCCGUGUGCACCCAGGUGCAGUCUGCAUGCAGUCGGGCUGCAGGCCCUGCCCCUGCACUGAACAUGGAAUGCAUAAACCAGUAAAGCUGUGUACUCUUUAAAGAAAUCUGUUCUAGUACCUGCCAUCAAGACCCUCUCCCAGGCGUGGGAGCCCACCUGCAACCCUGUUGCCAGCCAGACCAGGGCUCAAGCCCGCAGCCCCACUGCAGGGUGUGGCCUUCUCUAGAGUGGACAUGCCACGCUGUGAGGCUCUGGUUAACCAGAUCUCCAAGAAUCAUGUGGUAGAAGCUGGGCAUACACUUAUAAUCAAUCCCAGGGCUCAAGAGGCACAAGCAGGAGGAUCAUGAGUUUGAAGCCAGCCUAGACUACUAGUUAACAUCUCACAAAGCCAAAAGAUCCAACAGAGCAGCUCAGUAUCAAGUCCCUCCAUCUUUCUUCCCUUCCCAGGCUGGGAACCAGGGCCUGACCCCCAUCUUCAAGGCAGCUCAGGGCCACGUAUAUUCUGAUCCCUAAGCCUUGUGAAGCUGCUGCCCCUCAGCUUCUGAGGCCUGCUCCCAAGCCUAGUCCUAGGAGUCUGGGACAGCCCCUCCAAUGGAGCCCAAUGCUGUACAGGUCUCCAGGGAAGGGCCUCGAGGUGUCCUGGUAAUGCAUGGUGUUUCCCUACUUCAUGCGUGCUCUGCCUUCAACUAUUGUCCCUGAGCUUUUGUGCUCAAGGCUAGCACUCUACAACUUGAACCACAGCCCCACAUCCCACU
Dipodomys ordii (Ord's kangaroo rat) is the source of this 2616-nucleotide messenger RNA. RefSeq names its product ORAI calcium release-activated calcium modulator 2 (gene Orai2). Gene Ontology annotation, biological process: store-operated calcium entry. NCBI's taxonomy places the organism in Eukaryota, Metazoa, Chordata, Mammalia, Rodentia, Heteromyidae. Gene Ontology annotation, molecular function: store-operated calcium channel activity. The record is from RefSeq and is a predicted model, not a curated record. Gene Ontology annotation, cellular component: membrane. The coding region runs from base 62 to 814 and encodes 250 amino acids. The transcript is spliced from 3 exons.